Molecule: messenger RNA, 159 nt
Organism: Pelobates cultripes (western spadefoot toad)
Lineage: Eukaryota; Metazoa; Chordata; Amphibia; Anura; Pelobatidae
Source: the annotation of a GenBank genome assembly
AUGGCGGCGCCACGAUCUGCAAUGGACGACGCAACCUCGCCUGCCUGCAGACGGAACCACCUUGCUGAGCAUCACCCCUACCGAACAAGCCGGCACACGAUCCUGCCUUCCGACUACAUGGCGAACGGGCUGGGGCUGGAGAUGGAGGGCAGAGUCGAC